Messenger RNA from Aphanomyces invadans, 1382 nucleotides. RefSeq lists its product as hypothetical. The transcript is spliced from 3 exons. Bases 60 to 1106 code for a protein of 348 amino acids. Gene Ontology annotation, cellular component: nucleus; cytoplasm. The record is from RefSeq and is a predicted model, not a curated record. Gene Ontology annotation, molecular function: RNA binding. Lineage: Eukaryota; Oomycota; Saprolegniomycetes; Saprolegniales; Verrucalvaceae.
GCAGCCCUCAGUUGUCACUUUUCACUCCGGACAGGACAUUCUACCACCCCCCGACUGCCAUGGCAUCCCGCAACAUCUUUGCGGCUCUCGACUCGGACGACGAAGACACGAAAAAGGUGCAAGUGCCUGCCGCGCCCAAGGCGGCUGAACCCACCAAGCCCAAGACGGUGAAGCCCCGCAAGGAAGGCGAACAACCCGCCAAGAAGCAAGACGGUGGUCGCAACGGUGGCCGCGGUGGCCGCGGUGAAGGCCGUGGCGCCCGUGAAGGUGGUCGUGGUGGUCGCGGUGAAGGCCGUGGUCCUCGCCCUGAUGGUGAACGUGCCCCGCGCGCCGAAGGUGAACGCCGCCCUCGCUCGGAACGUGCCCCUCGCCAGGACCGCCCCGAAGGCUCCACUGGCACCAACCUCCGCGCCGAACGCGAACGUGGCGAACGCCCUGACCGCUCGCACCACCAUGCCGAAGGCGGCGAACGCUCGGAACGCAAGCGCCACUUUGACCGCAAGAGCGGCACUGGUCGUGGUAAGGAAGUGUCCAAGUCUGGUGGCGGUGCCCGCAACUGGGGCAACGAAGAUGACAAGGCUGAACAAGCUGCUGAAGCCGCCGUGGACGAAGCCGUCGCUGACGAGGCCAAGGAAAUCGCCGCCGAAGAAGCCGCUGUGCCUGAAGUCGCCGUCGUCGAAGAAGAAGUGGACAACACCAUCACGUACGAAGAGUACCUCGCCAAGAAGAAGGAAGCCCGCUCGAACGGCGAAUUGUUUGCGGAAAAGGAGCUCCGCACGGUCGAAAACGACUUUGACGGCGCCGCCUUGAUCUCGAAGGAAGGCAAGACCCCCGACUUUAUCGAGUCCAACUUCGAAAAGGUGUUUACCAAGAAGACGUCGGGCCGCAAGAAGAACCUUGUGACCGAUGUUGGCUUUAGCGCCCCCGCCAUCAACCCUCCCCGCUUUGACCGCGUAGAACGCGAGGACCGUGGUGGUCGCGGCGGCCGCGGUGGCCGUGAAGGUGGCCGUGGCCGUGGUGCUGGUCGUGGCGACGCCAAGAAGGCGGCGGGCGGCAAGGCCAACGCGCCCAACGUGUCGGACUUGAAUGCGUUCCCUUCGCUCUAAGUCCGCUGGGCUUGAAUCGCGAGGAUGCCUUUGGCCGUCCCGGGGUGGAUUGUGUUGGUCGACACUAAAUAUGAUGCAUGUUGGACCCACAAUGCGCCGCGUGGACCAUGUUGGAUAGGGUAUGCUUUGUCGUAUAGAUCUUUUUCUCGGGUGCCUUCUUUCCGUAACUGGAACACGAACGAUGGGUCUUCGCUGCAAAGAAUCCACUGCGUCGCGGUCGAGAGCCUCGUGGCGAGCAAGCGUGCGAGCAGCUCGUACCAUCAUGAUGAAUGCCGA